AUGUCUGUUGAAGAAACGUUUGUUCUGAACCCAUUACUUGCAAAAUCUUCAGAUGCAUGUAACGACGCUCCGGCUGUUUCGGAACAUCUCAUCUGGUAUCCUGGAAUUGUCAUCGCCACUGUUUAUGGAUUCCUUAUUCUAAUUGGACUUAUCGGAAACAUCGCGCUCAUAAAGACAUUUUGCACAGUAACAUCAAUGAGAACUGUACCCAACCUGUUCAUGUCAAGCCUGGCGCUUGGGGACUUGCUGUUGUUAAUCACCUGCGCGCCGGUGGAUGCCAGUAGGUAUCUUGUGGACAAGUGGCUGUUUGGGAGAGUGGGCUGCAAACUCAUUCCGUUCAUCCAGCUCACUUCGGUCGGUGUAUCCGUCUUCACACUGACGGCGCUAUCCGCAGAUAGGUACAAGGCUAUUGUGAAACCAAUGGAUAUACAGACGUCCAGGGCCACAGCAAAAAUAUUCCUCAGAGCUGCACUGAUAUGGAUAUUUUCUAUGAUUCUAGCCAUCCCAGAGGCCAUUUUCUCUGACCUUCACACUUUCAAUAUCACUCAAACCAACGAGACGUUUGUCACAUGCGCCCCCUAUCCACAUGCCAGGGAUCUGCAUCCCAAGAUCCAUUCCAUGAUCUCUUUCCUCAUAUUCUACAUUGUACCUCUCUUUAUCAUAUCCGUCUAUUACGUUUUCAUCGCCAGGAGUCUGAUGAGCAGUGCUUGCAACAUACCUGUGGAAGGAACCAUGCAUGUCAGGACACAGAUCAAGUCCCGGAAGAGGCUGGCAAAGAUGGUGCUGGUGUUUGUGGGAUUGUUCGCGGCAUGCUGGCUGCCAAGCCACAUCAUCUACCUGUACCGCUCUUACCACUACUCCCAGGUGGACACCUCCCUGCUCCACUUCAUCUGCAGUGUGUGUGCCCGAAUCAUGGCCUUCACCAACUCUUGUGUCAACCCCUUUGCCCUUUAUCUACUGAGUAAGAGCUUUCAGAAACAGUUCAACAAACAGCUCUGCUGCUGCCGGCUGCCUCCAAUUCAGCAUUCGAAAAACCAGGGGCAGAGCACCAUCCGCAUGACCUCACUGAAGAGGCUAUCCACCAAUCACUCUCUGGCUAGCUUCAGCCUCGUUAAGGGCAAUCAAUGUAAGGAGGGAUGUGUGUAG
Conger conger (European conger) is the source of this 1146-nucleotide messenger RNA. RefSeq names its product gastrin-releasing peptide receptor (gene grpr). The transcript is spliced from 3 exons. Gene Ontology annotation, cellular component: membrane. Gene Ontology annotation, biological process: G protein-coupled receptor signaling pathway. Gene Ontology annotation, molecular function: G protein-coupled peptide receptor activity. The record is from RefSeq and is a predicted model, not a curated record. NCBI's taxonomy places the organism in Eukaryota, Metazoa, Chordata, Actinopteri, Anguilliformes, Congridae. The coding region runs from base 1 to 1146 and encodes 381 amino acids.